This is a messenger RNA of Arabidopsis arenosa, 2945 nucleotides long. NCBI's taxonomy places the organism in Eukaryota, Viridiplantae, Streptophyta, Magnoliopsida, Brassicales, Brassicaceae. The record is from the annotation of a GenBank genome assembly.
AAGUUUUGAUUUUUUUUACUUGAUCUGGGAUUUGAAAUCGAAGCCAAUUCAGUGGUGUGAUUUUGGUUUCUGGGUUCUGUUUCUUUUGAUCCGAGGUUUCUAAAUUUGGGACCUUUUUUGUUCCAAUUUGAUUAGGGUUUCAGAAAAAGGCCAAACUUUGGGUUCAAUCUUGAGAAAAAUUAGGGAUUUGAUGCAUAUCUCACUUUGGAAGCCAAUUUAUCACUGUGCUGCUGCACUAGUACUAGACAAGAAGAGCAGUGGUAGUAGUAGCAGCAGCAGGAAUCGAGAUGUGACUCAGCGGAAACUCCAUGAAUCUAAGCUCAGGGAAGCUCUCGAACAAGCAUCUGAAGAUGGGUUACUCGUUAAAUCUCAAGACAUGGAAGAAGAAGACGAGUCUCAAGAUCAAAGUCUUGGACGGUCUAGAUCACUCGCUAGACUCAACGCUCAACGAGAGUUCUUGCGUGCUACAUCACUCGCAGCUCAAAGAGCAUUUGAAUCAGAAGAAACUUUACCUGAGCUUGAAGAAGCUCUUGACAUGUUUCUGACCAUGUAUCCAAAGUAUCAAUCUUCUGAGAAAGUUGAUGAAUUGAGGAACGAUGAGUAUUUCCACUUAUCGUUACCAAAGGUAUGUCUUGACUAUUGUGGAUUUGGGUUGUUCUCGUAUCUUCAAACAGUUCAUUACUGGGACACUUGCACUUUUAGUUUGUCUGAGAUUAGUGCCAAUCUAAGUAAUCAUGCUAUAUAUGGUGGUGCUGAGAAAGGAUCUAUUGAACAUGAUAUCAAGAUUAGGAUAAUGGAUUACUUGAACAUCCCUGAGAAUGAGUAUGGUCUUGUGUUCACUGUUAGUAGAGGCUCUGCGUUCAAGUUGCUUGCAGAGUCUUAUCCGUUCCACACAAACAAGAAGCUUCUGACUAUGUUUGAUCACGAGAGCCAGUCGGUUAGUUGGAUGGGUCAGUGUGCGAAGGAGAAAGGUGCAAAGGUUGGUAGCGCCUGGUUUAAGUGGCCUACGCUUAGGCUGUGUUCAAUGGAUCUUAAGAAGGAGAUAUUGAGUAAGAAGAAGAGGAAGAAGGAUUCUGCAACUGGUUUGUUUGUGUUUCCAGUCCAAUCAAGGGUCACGGGGUCUAAGUACUCUUACCAGUGGAUGGCAUUGGCUCAGCAAAACAACUGGCAUGUCUUGCUUGACGCUGGUGCUUUGGGUCCUAAAGACAUGGACUCGCUUGGGUUGUCUUUGUUUCGACCGGAUUUUAUCAUCACUUCGUUUUAUCGUGUGUUUGGGUAUGAUCCAACUGGAUUUGGGUGUCUGUUGAUUAAGAAAUCUGUGAUUAGCUGCUUGCAGAGUCAAUCUGGGAAAACGAGUUCGGGAAUUGUGAAGAUAACACCUGAGUAUCCUCUGUAUCUAAGUGACUCCAUGGAUGGCUUGGAAGGUUUGACUGGGAUUCAAGAUAAUGAUAUUGCUAUUAAUGGAGAUAAGAAAGCCUUGGGAACUCAAUUACCCGCUUUUUCCGGUGCAUAUACUUCUGCUCAGGUGCAGGAUGUCUUUGAGACAGAUAUGGAUCAUGAAAUUGGUUCUGAUAGAGAUAACACAAGCACUGUGUUUGAGGAAGCUGAGAGUAUCUCAGUGGGUGAAUUGAUUAAAAGUCCGGUUUUCAGCGAAGACGAGUCAUCGGAUAGCUCGCUCUGGAUUGAUUUGGGUCAGAGUCCUGCUGAUUCUGAUAAUGCAGGUCCUCUGAACAAGCAAAAGAGUCCCUUAUUGGUUCCCAAAAACCACAAACGAAGAAUCUCGCCAAAACCAGCUUCAAAGGCUAAUAAUGGCAGCAACGGUGGGAGGCAUGUUCUCUCUUUCGAUGCUGCUGUUUUGUCAGUAUCACAUGAAGUGGGUGACGAAGUCUCAGAAGAAGAAAAAACUGAAAUGAAUCCGAUAGACACAAGUCAUCGGUUACGGGUUAAUGAGAUCGAAGAAGAAGAAGAAGAAGAAGGUGGGAGCAGUAAGCUAACUGCUAAUGCAAAUGGAAAUGGUUCGAGCUCUGGAAUCAAAGAGAGUGCGAUAAGAAGAGAAACCGAAGGCGAAUUUAGGCUGUUAGGAAGAAGGGAGAAGAGUCAGUACAAUGGUGGGAGACUUCUUGUGAAUGAAGAUGAACAUCCCAGUAAACGAAGAGUAUCGUUUAGAUCAGUAGAUCAUGGAGAAGCAUCUGUUAUCAGUCUUGGGGAUGAAGAUGAGGAAGAAGAUGGAAGCAAUGGAGUAGAAUGGGAUGAUGAUCAGAGAGAACCAGAGAUUGUUUGCAGGCACAUUGAUCAUGUAAACAUGUUAGGUCUCAACAAAACCACCUCAAGACUCCGGUACCUCAUUAACUGGCUUGUGACCUCUCUGCUCCAGUUAAGGCUGCCUAAAUCAGAUUCAGAUGGAGAUCACAAGAAUCUUGUUCAGAUUUACGGUCCAAAGAUCAAAUACGAGCGUGGAUCUUCCGUGGCAUUCAAUGUCAGGGAUUUGAAAAGUGGAAUGGUUCAUCCUGAGAUAGUGCAGAAACUAGCUGAAAGAGAAGGCAUAUCUCUAGGCAUUGGUUACCUCAGUCACAUAAAGAUCAUCGAUAGUCGAAGCAAAGAUUCAAGUUCUUGGAAACCGGUGGAUCGAGAUGAAAGAAACAAUGGGUUCAUAAGAGUUGAGGUUGUCACAGCUUCUCUUGGGUUCUUGACAAACUUUGAAGAUGUUUACAGAUUAUGGAAUUUCGUGGCGAAGUUCUUGAGUCCAGGUUUUGCUAAACAGGGGACACUCCCAACAGUUAUUGAAGAAGAGGACUCUUCAGAAACUUAAAAGACAUGAGCAAUGGAUACAUUUUUUCCAACACUUCCUUUACUGUACUUAUUUGUUAUUAUCUGAGAUGAUUCUCUUGUAUGAUUUUGGGAAGUUAUGUGAGCAGAGAUGAUCUCAGACACGAUUUCAGAUGUCU